Messenger RNA from Pseudoliparis swirei, 4960 nucleotides. RefSeq names its product interleukin 1 receptor accessory protein-like 1b (gene il1rapl1b). Bases 242 to 2392 code for a protein of 716 amino acids. The transcript has 12 exons. Gene Ontology annotation, biological process: signal transduction; negative regulation of exocytosis. The record is from RefSeq and is a predicted model, not a curated record. NCBI's taxonomy places the organism in Eukaryota, Metazoa, Chordata, Actinopteri, Perciformes, Liparidae. Gene Ontology annotation, molecular function: interleukin-1 receptor activity.
UUGGGAUAAGAACGCUGCGUUAUUUUCUCCCCCUCACCCCUCCGUCACCCUUUUUUUUUUUUUGGAGAAGUGGACUAUUUCCCAGCUUGGGUAUCCGCUCGUGUUUUUUCUUCUUCUUCUUUUGGAAACGUUUGCCGCUUUCCCUGUAGACCAGAACGGAUCGUGAUCCCGCGUGAUGGUGCGGGACUAUCGGGACUAACACACGCUCUCAUUCGGAAACUGCUUGUGGGACUGGUAAAAAAUGAAAGCUCCCAUUCCUCUUCUGAUCCUGCUUCACGCCGUUGUGGUCCAUUGCCUGAAAGUGGUGUCGAAGAGAGGCUCAGUGGAGGGCUGCACGGAUUGGUCGGUGGACUACCUGAAAUACAAGGUGCUUCUGGGGGAACCUGUGCGGAUUAAGUGCGCGCUGUUCUAUGGAUACAUCCGGGCCAACUACACCCAUGCGCAGAGCGCAGGACUUAGCCUCAUGUGGUACAAAAGCGCGGGACACGGGGACUUCGAGGAGCCCAUCAGUUUCGACGGCACGAGGAUGAUCAAGGAGGAGGACGCCAUCUGGUUCCGGCCGGCCGAGCUGGACGACAUGGGGUACUAUUCCUGCGUGUUACGGAACUCCACGUACUGCAUGAAGGUGUCCAUGUCGCUGACGGUGGGGGAGAACGACACCGACGUCUGCUACAACUCCAAGAUGAGGUUCUUCGAGAAGGCGGAGCUCAGCAAAAGCAAAGACAUCGUGUGCCCGAGCAUCGAGGACUACGUGCUGCCGGGAGUGGAGCCCCAGGUCAUGUGGUACAAGGAGUGCAAGCCAAAGCAGUGGAGACAGACCAUCGAAAGGAGGCGGGACUCCCUGUUCAUCAAGGAAGUACGGGAAGACGACAUUGGGAAUUACACGUGUGAGCUGCAGUUCGGGAGCUUCGUGAUACGGAGGACGACCGAGCUGUCCGUCACGGCUCCCCUGACUGACAAGCCGCCGAAGAUCCUUUCCCCCUCGGAGAGCCAAAUGAGCGUCAUAGAGAUGGCAAUAGGAAGUCCCGUCAACCUGACGUGCCGGGCGUUCUUCGGCUACAGCGGCGAGGUCAGUCCUCUCAUCUACUGGAUGAAGGGCGACAAGUUCAUCGAGGACCUGGACGAGGAGCGCGUUCAGGAGAGCGACAUCAAGACAAUCCGGGAGCACCUCGGGGAGCAGGAGGUGUCCAUCUCUCUGAGCCUCGACUCUCUGGAGGAGAGCGACCUGGGCAACUACUCCUGCUACGUGGAGAACGGCAACGGGCGGCGGCAGGCCGGCAUCCUGCUCACCAAGACAGUGGAGCUGAUGUACACGGUGGAGCUGGCCGGGGGCCUGGGGGCCAUCCUGAUGUUGCUCAUCUGCCUGGUGACGCUCUACAAGUGCUACAGGAUUGAGAUCAUGCUCUCCUACAGGAGCCACUUUGGCAGCGAGGAUAUAGACGGAGAUAACAAGGACUACGACGCCUACCUGUCCUACACCAAAGUGGACCCGGACCAGUGGAGCCAGGAGACCCGAGAGGAGGAGCGCUUUGCCCUGGAGAUCCUCCCCGACGUGCUGGAGAAGCAUUAUGGGUAUAAACUCUUCAUUCCAGACAGGGACUUGAUCCCCACAGGAAGUUUCACCAAUGAUCAUUUCCAGGAUGACACAAGACUACUUAGAGCCUACAUCGAGGACGUGGCGCGCUGCGUGGACCAGAGCAAGCGCCUCAUCAUCGUCAUGACGCCCAGCUACGUGGUGCGCAGGGGCUGGAGCAUCUUUGAGCUGGAGACGCGGCUGCGCAACAUGCUGGCGACCGGCGAGAUCAAGGUCAUCCUGAUCGAGUGCGCCGAGCUGCGCGGCAUCAUGAACUACCAGGAGGUGGAGGCCCUGAAGCACACCAUCAAGACGCUGACGGUCAUCAAGUGGCGCGGGCCGUCCAGCAACCAGCUCGACUCCAAGUUCUGGAAGCAGCUGCUCUACGAGAUGCCCUUCAAGCGCAUGGAGCCACUGACCAUCUCCCACGAGCAGGUGCUGGACGUCAGCGAGCAGGGUCCCUUUGAGCUCCAGACCGUCUCGGCCGUCUCCAUGGCGGCGGCCACGUCCACCGCCAUGGCGGCGACGACGCACCCGGACUUGCGCUCCACCUUCCACAGCUCCUGCCACACCCAGAUGAGGCAGAAACACUAUUACCGUAGCUACGACUACGACCUGCCGCCCGGCGGCACCCUCCCGCCGCCGCUCGCCGCGCUCGGCAGCCAGCACACCUACUGCAACAUCCCCAUGACGCUGGUCAACGGACAGCGGCCGCCGGCCAAGUCGCCGCGGCAGCAGAGCAUGGAGGAGGCCCACGGCAACAACGCCAUGCUGCCGCUGCUGCCCAGGGAGACCAGCAUAUCCAGCGUCAUCUGGUGACGCAGGCGGCGCGGAUCUAUUGCGUUGUGGCGCGCGGUCCCUGAACGCACCGCAGCCGGUUGGACCUGAAAGACGGCGAGUUCAAAUUUGCACCAGAAAACAUCAGGGGGGGGGGGGGGGCAACGGACUCGCGAUGGAGGGGUCAGGUUGUUUGUUUUAGUUUUGGUCCAAUUGGAGCUUUUAUUGAAUAUGAAUAAGAAGGAGAAAAAAAGAGAACUUUUUUUUGUAUGCCUGUAUAAACACAAGCCAACACCCACGAUCAUUUAGCCAGAAGGUUCAAGGAAUACAGGGUCCUGUACAUACGGUUUUAGAAUUAUUUGUAGCAUCAGUGUUUGGAAAUUGUUUCUUCUCAUGUUUUAUCAUCAGUUGUGUUUUUUCUUUUUCAUAAAUAUAUUUUGUUUUGUUUUGUUUUGUUUCAGUUUGUACAAAUGUGAAGCAAUGGCCUGUGAGAUGUUUCGGAUAAUCCAUUGUUUCUUUAUCUUAAUUUGAUAGGUGGUGUCGUGGGUGUUAGAGUUUCAGCCUUCGGAGAUAUGAGAACAAUUUGAGUUUGUAUUUUCUGGGAGUUUCAGCUCCACCGGCGGCUGUAACGGGUUGAGGAUCUGGACUCACCCAGAAUAUGCAAAAUAGAGAGUCCAGGGCGCCGGGACGAGAUUUCACAAAUCGAUCAUAUUCGAACGCUGACGGAGAAGUCAUAUCUGUGAGGGACGAUAUGAAGAAUAUGGUGCUAUAGGCUCUGUUUCUCUCACGGUAACAUUUACUUUUUAAAAAGGAAGAGAAGAAAAAAAAGGAGGGGGUAAACAGCCUUGCUAUUUACCUUAACAGAUGAUUAUAUCACCGAACAAAUUAAUGUGUAUUAUUUUAUGGAAAAAGUCUAUUUUUGUAACAAUAAUUUGCUGAUAGAUGUUAUAACUAUAACGUUUCAGAUGGAAGGAUUGGGGAAACAUAAUACAAAAAAAAUUAAAUAUAACAAUUUUUUGUUAUGUGGAACUGCACAGCUCACGAAGAAUGGAUCGAUAGGUCGUUCACUAAAUGUCUUAUAUCACCAGAGGGGGGACAUACGCAGUUUGUUGGGUUGUUUUCAUCAUUAAAUAGAGGAGUUUUGACAUUUUCAUACAAACUGUGGAUCGCAGCUCAAGCAGGCUUUUUUAUUUUCAUGUCCUUGGAGUUCACAGCUGAUUUAACCGGGUGUCUGUGAUGUCGGUGCAUUGGAUAUUAUUUAUCUGAUAAUAUAUAUUAUCGGACGAAUAAAGUGGGGCUUUCACGUCUCGGUCCCCCGGCUGCUUGACGCUGGAGUUUCAUUUCAUAAAUGAGACUGAAAACAUCUGAAAUCCCCAUAUAAAACUGUUAAUGUUAGGUUAUUGAUAUUAAAAAGUAACACGUUAGAGGACGAAAUCAAUUAUAUUUAUGACCUUCUGACCAGUAAUCCUCCUGCGGUGGAAACCCCUUUCCAAAUUAGAUGUAAUUAAUCCUGAAGAGAGACAAGAAUGUAUUUUUUUUAAUGCAUAUUAAAUCCUGGAGUAUAUGUAACCAUACUAUAGUGAUGCUACUUGGAGCGAGUUAGACCAAAGCAAAGUCACAAUCUCAUUCACAAAAAUGGUCCUUUGUGAUCAAUAUGAUGUCAUCAGAUCAUACGAAACGAGAGCUAUCUAUAUCCACUCGGACCCGCCUGCGGAUGUGCCAUAUUAUUAUUAUUAUUAUGAUAAUUUGUUGUUUCGGGAAACUAACCUCACACUGCGAGCAUCCAGUCACGUCGAGACGUUUCCUUUAGUGCCAUAAAAUAUGCAAAGUGAUGAAAAAAAGGUGUUUUGCCACCCCCCCCCCCCCAUCCCCCACACCCUGGCCCCCUGAUUUAUCUUCAGUUCUGAAAAUUCAAUAUUUUAAGGACAGGCCUGUGUCGAUGCUGACACAUUGGAACAGUCCUUUAUUUUGAGAUCUUUCAAUCGAUCAAUAGAUUGUUUGUGAGAGACCAGGCCUGUUUUUAAUCCACUUCAAUCAGUGCCCCCCCGCCCCCCCUCCCUUAAGACACGGAUUUCAAGAGCGCCGUUCCCUGGACAGAGGUCUUGUUGUUCUCUGUGACGUGGGACUGUGUAAAUAUAACCGAGACAAUAACGGGAUUAAGACGAAGACAAUCGAGCCAUAUUCACCAACCCGGCGGCCGUUAUUCGCGAGGGCCCCCUCACAGUAGGACUACGGGGCCCUCGAGGAGGUCGACCUCGUAGAAUCCAUGAGGUUUUUUGUCGGGAGUUUCGGCGUCGGCGUUCCGGCUCCGGGGAAUCUGCGAACGCAAACAUUUUCCAAGAUGCCCGACAUCGACGCAUCUUUGUUUCACGAGGAAUUUGGAACACGUGGGGCGACGCAGGCUUUUGAUGGGAAAGAAGAAGAAGACGACGACAACACCGAUGACGAUGAUUAGCAAUGACAAUAUAGAGCACAGAAUUAUUCCAGGCACUUUCACGACUCUUGAGACGACGUCUCUCCUGUUUCUGAUUUAUUUUCUAUUAUGUAUCAGCAAUGUUCAUUAAAAGAGGUACUGUUAUUAUUAAUAAAACCACAUUUACGGUACUGAGA